UACCUUUCUCGGCCUUUUGGCUAAGAUCAAGUGUAGUAUCUGUUCUUAUCAGUUUAAUAUCUGAUAUGUGGGCCAUCGGCUCACACGAUAUUAACUCUAUUUUUUAAGGGAGAAAGCCCAUUAAGGUAGCUUGCUACCUGGGUUUUCGUGAGUCGCCCAUGCGUUGCACUACUGCAAGGGCCUGGCUCAUCCCAUCAACUAAUAGUUAUAAAAUUCAUUUGUUUUGUGAAUAUUAUAUUAAAUCCGGAAAAUGUCUAAUGAGACGUUUGUAUCAUUCUUAAACCCUGAGCCUGAGGGAGUAGGCCUGAGAGUUUUUGUGAGAAAACUAAUCAUCGGUGUGUGAUAAUGUCCGAUAGUCUGAAGCAUCCUCUCGGUUCGACGGCUUCUCAGGAAUCGCUCGAGAGAGUCUCAAAGGUUGCGAGAAUCGAGGGGUUCAGUGACGAAGAAGAGGAACAAGAAGAAGAAUUGGUCGACUCGGAGUCGGAGCUGUCCAUGAACCCAGGGAAUCCGAGAUUGCAGCGUUACUUGGUUGCCAUCGAGUAUAUCGGAACUCGUUUCUCCGGUUCACAACAGCAACCUACGUACCGCACCGUCGUCGGUGUAUUGCAGGAGGCUUUUCAUAAGUUCAUUGGUCAGCCAGUUAAGAUCCUCUGCUCAAGUCGAACGGAUGCGGGAGUGCAUGCACUAUCAAAUGUUUGCCAUGUAGAUGUGGAACGCAUCAGUAAAAGGAAGCCGGGUGAAGUGUUACCACCGCAUGAGCCUGAUGUGGUCCAGAAAGCUGUCAACCAUUUUUUACAGAAAAAAGAAGGUGAUGUUAUGGUGAUUGAUGUUCGCUGUGUCCCAAGAAACUAUCAUGCCAGAUAUAAAGCCCGGGAGCGCACAUACUUCUACCGCAUGCUAUCGGGGUCGGAUCCAUUAUCAAUUCUUGAAAAAGACCGUUGCUGGCAUGUUCCUGAGGAGCUAAAUCUUCGCUCUAUGCAGGAAGCAUGCAAAGUUCUUGUUGGAACUCACGAUUUUAGCUCCUUCAGGGCAUCUGGUUGCCAGGUCAAAUUUCUUUUUAUGUUUUUGUUUAAACAUCUCUAUAUGUCAUACACUAUCAAUAUGAAAUGUUCUGAAUGGUUGGACAUAUUCUUACCACCGCAUGAGCCUGAUGUGGUCCAGAAAGCUGUCAACCAUUUUUUACAGGUUAAUAUCUGA
This is a messenger RNA of Camelina sativa (false flax), 1197 nucleotides long. NCBI's taxonomy places the organism in Eukaryota, Viridiplantae, Streptophyta, Magnoliopsida, Brassicales, Brassicaceae. The record is from RefSeq and is a predicted model, not a curated record.